AGAGAGCGAGAGAGAGAGAGAGAGAGAGAGAGAGAGAGUGAGUGAGUGAGUGUGUGUGUGUGUGAGAGAGACAGUUAGACAGUAAGGAAUACAACUCCGCUGCAUAUCUGUCUUUUUUCUUCUAACAGUUCGGUUCAGAUUUAAGAUGAAUAGAAUCAGAAGCUUUUUACUAAAAUCAGCUGCUGUUAAUGCUACAGCUGCUGCACAGCCUCGUGUGUAUAUUUCCUCUGGCCAUCAACAGCAACACCAAACUUUCUAUGAGCUCCGCACCUAUUGCCUGCACCCUCACCAGACCGCUUCCUUCCUUAAAUUGACCAAUGAGAAAAUCCACCUGCGCACCGCACACUCACAGCUGAUUGGCUACUGGAGUGUUGAGUAUGGCGGCCUUAACCAGGUCUUUCAUAUAUGGAAGUACGAUAGUUAUGCUCAGAGGGCAGCUGUGCGAGCAGCAUUGGCACAGGAUGCCACAUGGAACUCAGAGUACCUCUCCAAGGCUUCACAGAUGAUGAUGAACCAGGACAAUGAGGUCACCUACCUGGUUCCAUGGAGCAAUUUAAAGAAUGCCCCACAGGAGGGAGGUGUCUAUGAGCUGGUGACCUAUCAGAUGCAUCCCGGCGGUCCAGCAGUUUGGGGUAAAGCCUUCCAGGCGGCCCUGACCGCUCGUGAUGCACCAGGGUACGGGAAUCUACUGGGCGCCUUUCACAGCGAAGUUGGCCUCCUUAACAGAGUUCACGCCCUCUGGUGGUAUGCAAGCGCUGACCAGCGUGCUGAGCUUCGUCACAAAUCUCACACUGACGCCCGAAUCGUUGCUGCAGUCAGAGAAGGCGUGGCCCAUCUGGAAUCCCAGAACAACAAACUACUGUUUGCCUGUCCUUUCUCUCCUAUGAAGUGACUGAUUCUCUCUUUAAACCACAAAACCAGAGAUGGAGCCUAAUGACUGUAAAAUAAAAUAAUAAUAAAUAUUACUCCAGUGAAUGCAUGUAUACAUGUGUCUAUGCUGUCUGUGUCUACCAAUAAACAAAAUACUCAGAUGACA
Molecule: messenger RNA, 1036 nt
Organism: Cynoglossus semilaevis (tongue sole)
Lineage: Eukaryota; Metazoa; Chordata; Actinopteri; Pleuronectiformes; Cynoglossidae
Gene: nipsnap3a
Product: nipsnap homolog 3A (C. elegans)
Exons: 6
Coding region: 146-892 (248 amino acids)
Cellular component (GO): mitochondrion
Source: RefSeq, a predicted model, not a curated record